AAUUCGCUUUUUCAUCUUUAUUGAAACUAUGCUGAGAAAUGAAACUGCUAAGGUCAAAAAUUCCCUUCUGGCUUCCUGUUUUUAGGAGGGUGGGUGUUCCAAGAAGCACAAAGAAAGGGAAGUUGAAUUUGGGGGCUGAAUUCCCCAAAAGGGGGAGGUCCCUCUGGAGCCCUCUAUAAACCCCUCCAGGUAGCCAUGUUCGACUUCUGCAGCCCAGAAUCCUCUCUGUUGCACUGCAGGGACAGAGUUACAACCUUUGCAGCUGAAGAUGAGCCCUUCCGUCCUGCUGCUGUUCCUGCUGACUUCUGAGCUGACCACGACCCACGCGGGCUUGGUGCAACUUUACCGCAUGGUCACCCAAGUGACGGGCAAGAAGGCAGUCCCCUAUUAUUCCUCCUACGGGUGCUACUGCGGCCUGCGGGGUAGAGGGAGGCCCAAGGAUGCCACGGACAGGUGUUGUCAGAGGCAUGACUGCUGCUAUGGCCAGCUGCAGAAGUGGGGGUGCCGCCCCCACAUCACCAGCUACAGCUACAGUUACGGCCAGGGGAAGAUCCAGUGUGGCAGCGGUGCCAACCGGUGCCAGGAGGCCUGCAGAUGUGACCGGGCGUUGGCGCUGUGCCUGAAGCAAAAUGCACGCUGGUACCAGAAAAAAUACACCUUCUACCCAAACUUCCUGUGCAGGGGGCCGUCUCUCUCCUGCUGAUCGUGCCUGGCAGGUUGCCAAGCAGGUCCAACCAGAAAAUAAGCAAUA
Notechis scutatus (mainland tiger snake) is the source of this 751-nucleotide messenger RNA. Its product is annotated as basic phospholipase A2 trimucrotoxin-like. Gene Ontology annotation, molecular function: phospholipid binding; calcium ion binding. NCBI's taxonomy places the organism in Eukaryota, Metazoa, Chordata, Lepidosauria, Squamata, Elapidae. Gene Ontology annotation, biological process: arachidonate secretion; lipid catabolic process; phospholipid metabolic process. The record is from RefSeq and is a predicted model, not a curated record.